CCGCACACGUGUCACAUCCCUGGCCCGCGAUGUGCUGAAUCGGAAGAAAAUUCCCGAGCACUAUGACCCAACGGCCCAACAUCUUGGAGUGAGAUCAACGCCUCUUUCCCUUCUUCGUCCCCGAUUCAUUUCAUAUUUUCAUCAGCUCGAAGAUUUUCUCUCUCUAGAACGUUUUUGCAGGGGAAGUCCGCUUUUGAGGAGGAAAAUGCAGGGAGUAACUCUGGUUCAGAGGUUUUCUCGAACCUUCCGCGAGAAUACGUCGUUUUCUAAGCUUCUCAUCGUUCUCACCGUCAGUGGUGGAGGCCUUGUGGCGUACUCUGAUGCAACACAGCAACAGGAUAGCAUUAACCAUCAUGCUUUGACUGAUGCAGCCAACAAGAAAAAGAAAGUGGUUGUACUUGGAACAGGUUGGGCUGCAACAAGUUUCUUGAAGAAUCUUAAAGAUCCCUCAUAUGAUGUCCAGGUGAUAUCACCACGCAAUUACUUUGCUUUUACUCCCUUGCUGCCAAGUGUGACGUGCGGCACGGUUGAAGGUCGCAGUGUUGUUGAACCCAUUCGCAACAUUAUCAGAAAGAAAAACAUAGAUAUGCGUUACUGUGAGGCUGAAUGUAUAAGGAUUGACGCAAAGAACAAAAAGGUAUACUGUAGAUCUAAUUUGAACAACAAUUUGAAUGGGAAAGAAGAGUUUGCAGUAGAUUAUGACUACCUUGUGAUUGGCAUUGGCGCUCGUGUAAAUACAUUCAAUAUUCCUGGUGUGGAAGAACAUACAUUGUUCUUGAAGGAAGUGGAGGAUGCUCAGAGGAUCCGUAGAGCUGUUAUUGAUUGCUUUGAGAGAGCGAGUCUGCCUAACCUCACUGAUGAAGAGAGGAAAAAUAUUCUUCACUUUGUUAUUGUUGGUGGUGGCCCAACUGGUGUGGAAUUCGCAGCACAACUCCAUGAUUUUGUCAGUGAAGAUGUUGUUAGGCUAUAUCCCAAGGUCAAGGAAUUUGUGAAGAUUACACUAGUGGAAGCAACAGAUCAUAUAUUGAACAUGUUUGACAAGAGAAUCACAGCUUUUGCUGAAGACAAGUUUGGGAGAGAUGGAAUUGAUGUUAAAACAGGAUCAAUGGUUGUUAAAGUUUCAGAUAAGGAAAUUUCUACAAAAGAUGCUAAACGAGGGGACAUAACUUCUACACCUUAUGGAAUGAUUGUUUGGUCAACUGGCAUUGGGUCUCGUCCUUUGGUAGUGAAUUUUAUGAAGGAAAUUGGUCAGGGCCAUAGACGCGUCUUAGCAACUGAUGAGUGGUUGAGAGUUGAAGGGUGUGACACUGUAUAUGCACUCGGGGACACUGCCACAAUCAAUCAACGGAAAGUUAUGGAGGAUAUUGCAGUAAUAUUUCGAAAGGCAGACAAGGACAACUCUGGAACACUAACGGUAAAAGAAUUCCAAGAGGUGCUAAAUGAUAUAUGCGAAAGGUACCCUCAAAUGGAUCUCUACUUGAAGAACAACCAAAUGAGUAGCCUGUCUGAUUUGUUGAGAGAACUAAAAGGGGGCAAUGCUAAAGGAUCUGUUGAGAUUAACAUUGAGGAAUUCAAAGCAGCUCUCUCCAAAGUCGAUUCUCAGAUGAAGAAUCUUCCCGCCACUGCUCAGGUUGCAUCCCAACAAGGUGUGUACCUUGCAGAUUGCUUCAACCGCAUGGAGAAGUGUGAGAAGGAUCCGGAGGGUCCAAUUCGGUUCAGGGGGGAAGGGCGCCACCGUUUCCGCCCCUUCAGGUACAAGCAUUUCGGACAAUUUGCACCACUGGGAGGAGAGCAAACAGCAGCACAGCUGCCGUGGGAUUGGGUCUCAAUCGGCCACAGCUCUCAAUGGCUCUGGUAUUCCGUGUACGCAAGCAAGCAAGUGAGUUGGCGUACACGGGCCUUGGUGGUGUCCGACUGGAUGAGGCGAUUCAUUUUCGGGAGGGACUCUAGCCAAAUCUAAUCAUAUGCAUGAAGAAGCUCUUUAUAUUCCUUCAUCCUCCUCCUCCUCCUCCUCCAUACUUGUUCUGCUCGGCACCCUUUCCCAUUUUGCAGCUAUAUAUAAUAAUAGUGACAAUUAAUAGUCAUAAUAAUCGUUUUUUUGGUUUUGGCAGUGAAAAGCCAAGCUACUUUUGAGAUUUAUACUGGAGGUAGAUGAUGGUUCAUCAUUCCUUAGCAUGGUCUAAUGUUGUCAUGAUUUUGUUUGUUAGCCUAUAUAUAUCUUUCCCAAGCUUUAUUGUUC
Molecule: messenger RNA, 2239 nt
Organism: Cuscuta campestris
Lineage: Eukaryota; Viridiplantae; Streptophyta; Magnoliopsida; Solanales; Convolvulaceae
Source: the annotation of a GenBank genome assembly